This is a messenger RNA of Dermatophagoides farinae (American house dust mite), 972 nucleotides long. RefSeq names its product alpha-ketoglutarate-dependent dioxygenase AlkB (gene AlkB). Lineage: Eukaryota; Metazoa; Arthropoda; Arachnida; Sarcoptiformes; Pyroglyphidae. Gene Ontology annotation, cellular component: cytoplasm; nucleus. The record is from RefSeq and is a predicted model, not a curated record. Gene Ontology annotation, biological process: oxidative RNA demethylation. Gene Ontology annotation, molecular function: ferrous iron binding; oxidative RNA demethylase activity; broad specificity oxidative DNA demethylase activity.
AAAAAAUCUUUUGUUCGAAAAAAAAUCGUUGUUUUUGUCGACUAUUUCGACCAAUUUUGGUACACCUGACACACAUGCGUGCACCAGAAUGGCUGAUUCGGGUGAAGAAAUUUACAAGACAACAUUUAAACUUUAUAGAAAUUGGUCGCCAAAAUCCGAUUUACCAUUAAUCGAUCUUCGAUACGCUGAAAAUUAUGAAAAUUUCUUUCAACAACUGGAACAAUCUUCAGACAUUUCAUCACCAUCAGUUGUUGCUAAUUGCGAAACGUUUACACAUUUCAAACCAUUCGAUCAAUGGAAGAUUUAUAAAUUAAUCAAAGGUUUGGAUGGAUUUUUUAUCAUAACUGGAAUAUUGAAGGAAAAUUUUCGACAAGAUUGGUUCGAUUAUUUUCAUGAUCAAUUGCCAUCAUAUCAUGAGGAAUUGAAUCUUAAAUCGAAUAUUUCAUUAAAUGAUUUGAAUGAAAAAUCGAAAUCAAAAUUAAGAUGGAUAACAUUUGGCUAUCAUCAUGAUUGGAACAGUAAAGUUUAUGAUCUGAAUCAGAAAACCGUACGGAUACCUGAUCGAAUCAACGAUCUAUGUCGAAUUGUAUCGAUGUUUAUGAAUUUCCAUAUAUCAUCAUCAUCAUCAUCUACUUUAAAACCUGAAGCUGGUAUUGUUAAUUAUUAUACACAAAAUUCAUCACUAUGUUUUCAUACUGAUCAUUCAGAAUUGAAUCAUCAUGCACCAUUAUUCAGUUUAAGUCUUGGAUCAUCGGCCAUAUUUUUGAUCGGUGGCCAAACCAAACAAUCAUCACAACCAAUUGUGCCUGUUUUAUUAAACGAUUCAGAUUUAGUCAUAAUGUCCAAUGAAAGUCGUCUAGCAUUACAUUCAGUGCCAAAAAUAUUGCCAUCAGAAACAUUGGUCAAAAAUGGAAAUAUUCUUCGUGUGAAUGUGAAUAUUCGUCAGGUUUUUUGAAAUUCAAACGUUAUUAG